AUGGCACAGCCGGGAACGAAGGAUGACAGCAAACGAAAGCUCGAGAAUGGCGACGCGACUGAGGGACAUGAACCUAAGCGACUAAAGGCCUCGACAUCGCCAGAGCCAACGGAGGAAUCCAACGAGUCUGGCGCAGAGACCGCACCGGCUCCACCACUUUCCUCAGCCUUUCCAGAGAAACCUGCGGUGACGGAAGAGCGUGUUGGUGACAUAUCGUUUUACGUGGUCAACAAUGAUGGCAAGCCACAUUCGAACAUCAUCCUUACCGGUCUGAAAUGUAUAUUUCAGAAGCAGCUGCCUAAGAUGCCAAAGGACUAUAUUGCUCGAUUGGUAUAUGAUCGCACACAUAUGAGCAUAGCUAUCGUAAAACGACCGCCUGUUGGCAGCUUCGCCGACCUGUCUGGAAUGCCUGGUGAGGUCGUGGGAGGGAUCACAUACCGACCUUUUCGAGGACGACAAUUUGCGGAGAUUGUUUUCUGUGCUAUCAGUAGUGAUCAGCAAGUCAAGGGCUACGGUGCACAUUUGAUGAAUCACUUGAAGGACUACGUGAAGGCCACGAGCGAUGUCAUGCAUUUCUUGACCUACGCCGACAAUUACGCCAUUGGAUAUUUCAAAAAGCAGGGCUUCACAAAAGAGAUCACACUGGAGAGGUCAGUCUGGAUGGGUUAUAUCAAAGAUUAUGAAGGUGGUACUAUCAUGCAGUGUUCUAUGCUGCCAAAGAUACGUUAUCUGGAGUCUGGCAGAAUGCUACUCAAACAAAAAGCCGCCGUGCAUGCGAAGAUUCGCGCCGUGAGUAGAAGUUAUGAAAUCCAUCAGCCGCCAGCGGAAUGGAGGAACGCGAAAGAUCAGAAGAACCUCCCUGCUCUGGAUCCUUUGUCGAUAGAUGCGAUCAAAGCCACGGGCUGGUCUGCUGACAUGGACGAUCUCGCUCGCCAACCACGCCGAAACCCGUCUCAUGGUCUGCUGCUUAGCCUGCUCUCUGCCCUACAGACAAGCAGCGCCGCCUGGCCAUUCCAGCAGCCAGUCAACGGCGAUGAGAUUCAAGAUUACUACAAUGUCAUCAAAGAACCCAUGGAUCUUGGCACAAUGGAGGCAAAGCUCGAAAAGGAUCAGUACGAAAACGUCGAGGCGUUCAUCAACGACGCUUUGUUGAUUGUGCGAAACUGCCGACGCUACAAUGCGGAGAGCACACCGUAUGCCAAAGCUGCUGUGAAGCUUGAAAAGGAACUUUGGAAGCGGAUCAGGGACGUACCCGAAUGGAGUUACUUGGAGCCCGAAAAUUUCGAAGGCACCAACCGCAAAGCCGAAUAG
Dissoconium aciculare CBS 342.82 is the source of this 1311-nucleotide messenger RNA. RefSeq names its product histone acetyltransferase GCN5. Gene Ontology annotation, biological process: positive regulation of transcription by RNA polymerase II; chromatin remodeling. The record is from RefSeq and is a predicted model, not a curated record. The transcript has a single exon. Bases 1 to 1311 code for a protein of 436 amino acids. Gene Ontology annotation, molecular function: protein binding; histone H3 acetyltransferase activity. Lineage: Eukaryota; Fungi; Ascomycota; Dothideomycetes; Mycosphaerellales; Dissoconiaceae. Gene Ontology annotation, cellular component: histone acetyltransferase complex.